This is a messenger RNA of Urocitellus parryii (Arctic ground squirrel), 6319 nucleotides long. RefSeq names its product LIM domain containing 1 (gene Limd1). Gene Ontology annotation, molecular function: transcription corepressor activity. Lineage: Eukaryota; Metazoa; Chordata; Mammalia; Rodentia; Sciuridae. Gene Ontology annotation, biological process: negative regulation of hippo signaling; cytoskeleton organization; regulation of DNA-templated transcription. Gene Ontology annotation, cellular component: nucleus; P-body; transcription regulator complex. The record is from RefSeq and is a predicted model, not a curated record.
AAACACUAAACAAAAAAGGCAUGUAGACAGAUAAAUAAGUAAUUAUAGUUGACCCUCUUCGACACAUAUGGGGAUUCAACCAAUAGAAGGAACAGCAACAAAAAAGUUGUACAUGUAUUGAACAUGUAUGAACUUUAUUUUUGCAUCAUUAAUUCCUAAAAAUAAAACCUAAUGUCUAUUCACAUAACAUUUACAUUGGAUUAGGCUUCAUAGGUAAUCUAGAGAUGAGUUAAAAGUGUAUGGGAGGGUGUGCCUAGGUUUAUAUGCAAAUGAUGCUAUUUUAUGUAAAGGACUUGAGCCUCUGUGGAGGUUUUAUAUCCACUGAAGGCAAUGUCUGGAACCAAAUCCCCAGUAGACACUAAGGGAUGAGAUGACUGUAUGUAAGUGACUAGCCCUGAGCAGGAGGUAAAGAGAAGGCUGAAAAAGAAACAGCAGGAGGUGAUUUAAGUUCAGAGGCAGAGAGGCAAGGCUCUGGACAGACACCAGGCUGCUUCUGCAACCAAAGCGCAGGGAGGGAAGACCCCCAAAUCAGGUUAGGGGAGGCAGGGCUGGUCAGGUGUAGAAGGCCCCGGUAGAGUCCAGGGUAUGCGUUGAUGCUUUAAGUAGGGACCUGACAGGUCUGGUCUUUGCCUUAGGCUCGCUCUGCUAUGUGGGAAAUGAAACCUCUCCAGGGUCACAUCAGAGUCGUAUAGGGUGUGUCGGGACAAGCUGGGACUUGACAAGAAAUCAAGACUGGUGGCCCUGGAGUCGCAUGGACACACUUGGGGACCAAGAGUCUCCGUAUGAAUAAGAUACCCACAAGGGCACCUGUUUUCAUCGCCGCACGUAGGACAUCAAAGGCGCGCUCGCUCCAGGGCUCAACACAUGACUUUCCUUUUACCUCUUUUCAGAGGACCUGUACUUCCAUCUUCGCUUUGCUGGUCACGCUGACAUCUUGGCCAUCUCUCUCCCUCUCUGCCACAGUCUGGAUGACACCAGUCACAGGAGACAGCGCGGAUUUCCCUCAAAUCGGGCGGCAGGCACAGCCCAGGAAUCCCAGGCACGGGAGGGCGAGGAGCGCGCGCGCUCUAGAAACUCUGAGCAAACUUGAAGCCACGGGUCUCCUGCCACCACAGGCUGCCCAGGCCGCGGGGGCGUUUCCUCGCUUAGGACCCCGCCCCGCGCUGCCAGGGGCGGGGCCCGCGGAGUGCCCGGGACAGGAAGAGGGCGGGGGGAUCCGAGGCGUCCGGGACUCGCCGCGGGGCUGAAGGGGCGGAGGGGAACUCCCGCGAAAUCCCCGGGCGAGAGCGCGGGGCGCACCUCGGGGUUCCCUGGCCCGUCCGGGGGCGGAGGCUCGGCCAGGCUGCCGACCCAGGCCUGCCCCGGGGGCCCGCCCGCGCAGUCCCCGCCCCUCGGCAGCCACCGCCACCGCCUCCGCCUCCCGGCCGCCCGGGACGCGCCCGGCGGGCUAGCGAGCGGCGGGCACGGCUCCCUGUCCGGCGCACUCACUUCCGCGUCCCGCCGCCUGGGCCGAGCACCCAGCCGUCGCCAUCGCACACCCGGCCGCUCCGGGACCCAGCUGCCGAGACUCCCGCCGCGGGGAGACCGCCCGCGCCCCCGCCCCGCGUCCUAGGACCCCAGCUCUGGCCCCAGGAAGCCCCGGAGGACCGAGCGCGCGCCUGCGCCUACGGCCGCCACGCUUUGCUCGGCGGGAUCCGGCUGGCAGCCUCCGCACGGUGCUGGCCGACCCGGCCCUAGCCCAGCGGCUGCCGGGUGCAUUUCCAAGUUCGGUUGCCUAAGGUGGAUGGGAUGUGCCUUUUCUUUCUCACUCUCUCUUUUUUCUUCGUGCCUAUUUCAUUUUCUUCUUUGAUUUGAAAAAAGAGAAAAGAACUCCGCAGAGCAGGCCAGGGACAGCUGAGUUCCAACUGCCCCCACGUGGACGCUCUCUAGGGGAAAAGAAGUUGGAAGGAAACUUGGUCCUGCUGGUCCGGAGGCCUCAACUUGGACUGGACUCUAGAGUCAUGACCCUCACAUCGGACAGGUGGAAGUCUUUACCUGUCCUGGGCUGGACUUGAGCUCCGGCCCUUAACCAGCACUCUCUCAGAACCCCCGUCGCCACCACACUCACACCUGGCCUUUAGGCUACGCCUGGACACUGGUCAGCAACAUGGAUAAGUAUGACGAUCUGGGCCUGGAGGCCAGUAAAUUCAUCGAGGACCUGAACAUGUAUGAAGCCUCCAAGGAUGGGCUUUUCCGCGUGGACAAAGGUGCAAGCAACAACCCUGAGUUUGAGGAGACACGCAGGGUGUUUGCUACCAAGAUGGCCAAAAUCCACCUUCAGCAGCAGCAGCAGCUCCUUCAGGAAGAGACCCUUCCCAGGGGGAGCAGAGGUCCUGUCAAUGGUGGGGGCAGGCUGGGCCCACAGGCCCCCAGGGAAGCUGGUGUGGGCAGCAAGCUGACUGUGGAUGGUGCUGCCAAGCCCCCUCUUGCUGCCUCCACAGUGGCGCCUGGGGUAACCACCACCACUUCCACUGGGCAGCCCAUAUACCCACCCCAGGAGCAGAGGGCCAGGCCACAUCUCCAUGGCAUAAGGCCUGGUAGCCAGGACUGUGGUUCCAGGGAGGGUCCACUGAGUUCCGAGAGGUCUGCUUUCCACCGUCCCUGCGAGGAUCCUUCCUGCCUCACUCAUGGAGACUAUUAUGAUAACCUCUCUGUGGCAAGCCCACCGUGGGAGGACAAACCAGGAGUGUCCUCCAGCAUCGGCCUGGAUGUAGGGAGUAUGUGGCCUGAUUCCUCAGGGAGUGACUCCUCAUUGCCCAGAACCUGUGGGGACCAUCACUUGUACCAGCCACAGCUCUCCCUGAGCUCCAGCAAGUCUUUUGAGAGUGGCCUUGGUGGCCAGGAUGGUGGUGUUGGUGGCUGUAGUAGUGAGAAGCCAGCAGGACUUUGGUCUACUGCCUCUUCCCAGAGGGUGAGCCCUGGCCUUCCUUCCCCAAGCUUGGAGAAUGGGGCUCCAGUUCAGCCCAGGAACCCUUCUAUUUCAGCACCCCUGGCCUCCAACUGUCCCACUCAAGGAACUCUUUCAAGGACAAACUUAGGGCUGGGUUGUGAGAUUCCAGGCGUUUUGUCCAAACCCACUGUGGACCCUCAACCCUGGUUUCAGGAUGGACCCAAAUCUUAUCUUUCAAAUUCUGCCCCAUUAUCAGCAGCUGGCAAGGACAGUUCACAGCUAGGUAAAGUCCCUGGGUUGGGACCGAAGUCGGGAUGUGCAGACCUUGGCACUGGGCCCAAGCUCAGUACCACCAAUCUUGUCCAUCCAGUGAUGUCCACUCUGCCUGAGUUAUCUUGUAAAGAGGGUCCUCCCAGCUGGUCUCCUGACAGUAGCCUAGGACCUGUGCUCCCAGAGAGCCCCAACUCAUCCAGGGUGAGGCUGCCCUGCCAAACUCUCAUCCCAGGCCCUGAACUUGGACCCUCUGCUGCAGAAUUGAAAUUAGAAGCCCUCACCCAGCGUCUGGAGCGAGAAAUGGAUGCUCACCCAAAGGCUGAUUACUUUGGAGCCUGUGUGAAAUGCAGCAAAGGAGUAUUUGGGGCUGGCCAGGCCUGCCAGGCUAUGGGGAACCUCUACCAUGACGCCUGCUUCACCUGUGCGGCUUGCAGCCGGAAGCUGAGAGGAAAAGCCUUUUAUUUUGUCAACGGCAAAGUGUUUUGUGAGGAAGACUUCCUGUACUCUGGCUUCCAGCAGUCUGCUGACAGGUGUUUUCUUUGUGGACAUCUGAUCAUGGACAUGAUCCUGCAGGCCCUGGGGAAGUCCUACCACCCUGGCUGUUUCCGAUGUGUGAUCUGUAACGAGUGUUUGGACGGGGUGCCCUUCACCGUGGACUCGGAGAACAAGAUCUACUGUGUCCGAGAUUACCACAAGGUAUUGGCCCCCAAGUGUGCAGCUUGUGGGCUUCCCAUCCUUCCACCUGAGGGCUCCGAUGAGACCAUCCGUGUCGUGUCCAUGGACAGAGACUACCACGUGGAGUGUUACCACUGCGAGGACUGUGGUCUGGAGCUCAAUGAUGAAGAUGGUCACCGCUGCUAUCCCCUGGAGGACCACCUGUUCUGUCACUCAUGCCAUGUCAAGAGGCUGGAGAAAGGCCCCUCGUCUGCAGCCCUCCACCAGCACCACUUCUAGCCAGAGCCACUCCCGGAACUCCUGGUGGGGGUGACUCGGGAAGCCACUCCACUGUGUGAGCCAACAGUUCCCGCUUCAGGAGGAGAGUUUUGUGUUGAUCACAUUCCCAGGGUGUCCUGAAGUGACAGCUCAGCGGCCAAGACAUUCAGCCCUUCCCCUCCGAUAGGAAGGUGCCUUCACCCGGUCACCCCUUCAUACAUAUGCACCUCCAAGGCAGGAUUGAAGACUGCUUUCCACCCCAGAUUCAGUACUGCUGAGAGUGGCUGCAAACUUUAAUCGCCUUAUGGCAAGAAGGAAGCUCUAAUCCGUGCUUUGCGUCCUGAGAAGUAUUUGCUUAGUACAUCAGAGCCCAGGUUCCAGACACGGGAGCCCAGGCUCCUCCUUGGGCUCUCACGGCAUUCUGUGCCCCUGCCAGUCCUCACUCUCUUAAGGCAGCGUGUGAUAUUUGGGGGCCCCAUGGAGGCUUGCCUUGUCCCUGUAAAACAUGCUUUGGGAGAAGACCUUGGUGCAGGCACCAGGACUCUUUUGCCCACCUAUUUGUGUUUUUUUUUUUUUUCCCAGAGCUCUGGAGAGUCUGUGACUUUGGAGCCAUUCCUGCAAGGAAGUCUCUGGAUCCCAUGUGGGAACAUGUCUGGCACCUAUUUUAGCUAAUUUAACGAAGGCCUUUUUGAAAGUCCUGCCCACGUUGCAGAGAGAGAACUCCUUAGAAGCAGGGAGAGUUUUUGUGUGUGUGAGAUCUGUGAGCUGGCAUGUCAGGCAGUGCUUCUGGGGUGAGUUAAUAUAUUUACUUCAGGGCUUUCCUUCUGGGCACAGACAUUAUGUUUGAAGAAACCAACAUAAGGUACACUGCUUUGGCCUAUUUUUUUUUUCUUUUAAUUGUUUCUGUCCACUUUUAGUCUUUCACACACACAAAAAUACCUCACAGAUAGAGCUUCACCAAAUUGCAUUUUUACGAGGGAUUUGGCCACCACACUGGACUCAGAUACCUCCUUGGGUGUGUGAGGAAUCGCUGGCUUCACAUGUCAGACUCCAGCUGGUCAGGGUAGUGUGAUCAUAACUAAACAGCAGCUGGGAAUAGAGCUGAUGGAAAUUCGGCACUAUGGCCUUAUGCAUUUCAGCAUACUGGCUCCCAGGCGGCCAGAGCUGGAGGAGGACCACACACUGGCAAGAUUUCAAGAUCACCUGAAAAUGCAAAAUUUGCCCUCCAAGUCACUCCAAGGCUGCUGAGGCCAGAGGAUAAUUCGAAUGGGAGAAGCUUUUUUUAAAAAAAAGACUGGUUGCCAUUUGCCCUCUUCUCCUGUGACGGGAUUGCUGGGUGUCUCCCUGCUGCCAGCCAGAGCAGGGCAUGGCUCUGGCCUCUGUACUCUGCAGAGUCCUAUCCUCACACCCAGAGUGGGCUGUGGAGAGUGGUCAGUGGUAUUGCUGGCACAAGUGAAUACAGACCUUUCACCGGGCCUGGCUCCACCUGUGGGCCAUGUUUGGACUCAUUGGCAGCCAUUGUGGGUGAGAAGCACAGAAUCAGCACCAGGGAUUGUCUUUUCCAUUUCCUUUGGCCAGAUGGCACUCCUCAGUUCCUGGUCCCAGGCUGUGCCUCCUGAAAGCCCAUGAAUACAUGGGCCUGUGGUGUGGACCCUGAGGCUGGGCCCCUCUCUUCUGAACAAGCCAUCCAGCUUGGCUUUGGCAGGGCUGGUGGGGGAACAAAGUGAGCCACUAGGUCUUAACCUAGCUCUGUCCCCUAACGUUGGCCUUGCCGGCACACCUUUGCUCCACUUUUGAGUCAAGCAGAGUGAAGAAAAUUGUGUUGGAAUCACUAUCAGAAGUAGCAGGGAUUUGUUUGCAAAUGGAAUAAUUAGUUUAAAACCCUUAGAUUAAUAUUUUGAAUGACAUUUUUAAAGUGGCCUUGAUAGAGGUAUUUCAGAUGUAUUUGCAAAUUCAUUUUAUGUUGUGGGAAAAGUACAAUGAUAAUUUCCAGAUGUCCUAGAAAUCCUAGCAGUGGACUUCUGAUUGUCCAGUCUCUGGAAAGGGCACUGGUAGGGAUCUUGAAUUAGUUUUGUCUGUCUCCAUCUCAGGCCCUGGCAUGAAAGCCAUGAAGAGAUGUUGGCCUAUCUGUAUUUUAAAUAAAUUAUUGGUCCAAUAGAACUGUAAUGGGGUUGUAUUUAUGGG